Molecule: messenger RNA, 789 nt
Organism: Caenorhabditis briggsae
Lineage: Eukaryota; Metazoa; Nematoda; Chromadorea; Rhabditida; Rhabditidae
Exons: 4
Coding region: 1-789 (262 amino acids)
Source: RefSeq, a predicted model, not a curated record
AUGGCCCCUAGAAAAAAGAAUUUAAUCGCUGCUGAAAUUCCAACCCGUCUUGUCGGCUGUCAUUUAAUUAUAGCCUCCCUAAUUGGAUUGAUUUUCAAUAUUUUCAUGUUUUCCAAAUUUUUGGAAUUUGAAAAAACCAGUUUCUAUAUUUUAUGCACCUCUAAAACUGUAUCCAAUUUUCUUAUUUUGUUUGUAUUUUUGACAUAUUUAGGACCAACGAAUUUGUUGUACACCCAAAUUGGAUCCUAUGAUCUGAGUAAAUAUAUAAAUCAAGCAGUUGGUUAUGGAAUUUAUCUUCAAGGGCCAAUGACCCAAUUUCUGAUAACAAUUAAUCGAUUUUUGGUGAUUUGGUUUUCCCCAACCCAUGUGCCUAAAUACAGUAAUCAUGUUACUGUAGCUUGUCUAAUUGCCACGUGGGUUCUUUCGAUUUGGACUUCCACACUUUACGGUUUACCGGAUGACUGUCGUGUACCGAAAAAAUCUCGAAAUUCGCUCUCCUCCGAAGACAGUAAAAACCGUCAAAAAACAAAUAUUCGAUUUUUUCUGCAAUCUUGUGUUCAAGACUGGAUUUGCGCUUUGGAUAUUUUAAAUAACCUAACCGCAAAUCUUUAUUGUUUAAAUUUGUGUACUAUGUUAUUAACAUUUAGCUCAAAUGUGCUGGUUUAUGUGUUUGAUGGGAUUGCCAUGUAUCUAUUCAACCACCGUACUACUACAAAACGUGUCAAACCUAGUCGAGAGCCAACUAAAGAAUCGACCCAAACUAUCCGAGUUCCAGCUCCAGUUAACUAA